GGGAGAGAGAGAGAGAGAGAGAUGAUCUUGUUCUGGCUUCUGCUCAACAACACAAAACAAAAUCCCUAAUUUUUCCUAGGUGCCCCCACCCCACUCCACCCCCCUUUCUUGUUCUUGACUGAUCGAUUCGUCUCCAUCCCGACGUUUCAAUUACAGUAAAGUUCCUACCUUUUUCCGCCACAGCCGUGUGAGGAAUCGAUUUCUCGCGGAAGUGCAUCUUUUGUCGUAUCAAGGACUGCGCAGCUCUUGAAUUUGGAGCUCCUGUGAGUUGAUUUCGGAGUUUGAGGUUGUGGGUCUGUCGAAUAUGUUGUCGGCGCAGGGAUACAAUACAAGCAUUAUGAAGCGUGGGAAAGAUGGUGAGAGGUUGAUGGGACCAAUGUUCCCGCGGUUACAUGUAAAUGAUGCGGACAAAGGAGGCCCGAGAGCGCCUCCACGGAACAAGAUGGCCCUUUAUGAGCAGCUCAGUAUUCCUUCACAAAGAUUCAACCCCGGGUUAUUGCCUGGUAAUCCGAAUAUAAGUAAUUCGUUCCCAACGUCAUCUUCUAGUCAGAUGAAUGUUGCAGACAGGAAAAAUUUCUUCCCUCUCUACAUGCCUCUUUCUGAACCAGCUUUUCUUCCGGAGAAGCUCAACAGUCUUCAGUCUGACAGAUCCAACUCGAAAGCUUCGCUCACUCAAUUUGGGCAGCAUAAUAAACCGGGGGAUGAAGACGAUUGCACUGUUCCGGUACUUGCUCGGUCGCGAGAAUGCUACGAGAGAACCCGGAACAUUAAGGAGAGCGAAAGCUCCAUGGCAAUGAGGAUCCAAACUCAAAACACUGGCAUAGAGAGGUACGCAGCAGUACCCAACAAUAUCAAUGGAGAAUCAAAUGGUGUUGAUAAAUGUCCUCGUGAGAGUGGAAAUAAUGAAUCUUUGAGGGAGAUCGAGUUGGCAAAUGCUCCUGAACCCAGAAGGAACUCGCACUCUGGAAAUACAGAGAGGAGCGAUGAUCUGUCAGAAGCCUCCAUUUUAGAUUCAGUUUCGGCAAUGGACAUCUCUCCCGAUGAUGUUGUGGGAAUAAUAGGUCAAAAGCGUUUCUGGAAGGCAAGGCGAGCGAUUGUCAAUCAACAGAGAGUAUUUGCCGUGCAAGUCUUCGAGUUGCAUAGGCUGAUAAAGGUUCAGCAGCUGAUUGCAGGUUCCGCUCAUCUUCUUACGGAAGACGCGUCCACUCUGAGCAAGCCAUCUUCAAAAAGCUCGCCUGCAGCAAGACUAUUAGGGGAAAAUGACAUCAAGUCUCCGUCCCCUGCCGUGAAACACAGAGACGAGCCUGAGAAGCUGACCCACCCGGUGGAAUGUUCUGCUGAAAAUGCAGUUGGUCAGACCCCCGUCUUUUCCAAUAAGAGUGCUCUGUCUGGUCCUCUAGUUUCUAGCACGGGCCCUUGUGGCGCAGCACAGCCGCAGCCCCAGCCCAUGGGCCAGCAACAGUGGCUUAUCCCCGUAAUGUCACCUACCGAGGGGCUCGUGUAUAAGCCCUACUCCGCCCCUGGCUUUGGCAGCACAGGCUUCUGUGCGCCACAUGGGGCCUCUCCUAUGAUGAUGGGCAACUUUGGAAAUCCUGCAUAUGGGGUCCCCGCGCAUCAAGGGAUGGGUUUCCCAGGCAUUCCUCAUGGAGGACAUAGCUAUUUCCCAACUUACAGCAUGCCCAUCGUGAGCGUUGGAAUCACCGGUGCGGGUUCUGGUUCCAUUUCAGCCGUUGAACAGGUGAAUCGUCCAACUGAACCGACUCCUGGUAUUGAAACUAGUCAGAUGUUGAGAAAAGAAUCCAACCAGCCAAAAUUCCAAAGCUCGUGCAAUAAUAAUAGUGUCCCAGUCCCAAUGGCCACUCCAGCUGCUCCAAGACUUCACACACCAAAGUCUGACUUACAGGGGAGCACUGCAAGCAGCCCCCACAAUAGUAGAGCCGAGCCAACUCAAACCGGCUCAUCACUAAACCAUAGCUCAUGUAAAGAGGUACAAGGCACUGAACCAGUUGGCUCCAGUGAAAGAGAGAGAGAAAUCGGAAAUGCUCAGAGUGGAGACGGGAAAGAUGAGCUCCCGCUUUUCCUAAUGUCUCCAGCAACUGCAGAAGCUAACCGGCCAACACAGGUCAUAAGAGCCGUGCCCCACAAUGCCAGGUCCACCUCUGCAUCAGUGGCUAGAAUAUUUAGGUUUAUCCAGGAAGAGAGAAAACAGUAUGACUCGGUUUGAGGCUGCGGUUGUUCCUGACUGUUAGUUCAGCGUCAAAUGUUUUUCAUACCCGUGAUUCUAGAGAUUCUGCUCUGGUUUGGUGUUAGUCAUAGGUGAUAAUGUUUUUGGCCAAAAAGAGGUGAUAUGUUUGUAGAUAUAAUGCUUCUAAGAGGUGGAAGUGUUCCUGUAACUAACCAAUACAACCUGUUUCUGUGUUCAUGCUACUAAGUUGCAGCUUAACUUGGUUCCUUUUCAGAUGAAUAUGAGAUCAGACAACCUUUGCUUCUGUACUCC
This is a messenger RNA of Punica granatum (pomegranate), 2497 nucleotides long. The record is from RefSeq and is a predicted model, not a curated record. NCBI's taxonomy places the organism in Eukaryota, Viridiplantae, Streptophyta, Magnoliopsida, Myrtales, Lythraceae.